Messenger RNA from Diospyros lotus (date-plum), 1574 nucleotides. Its product is annotated as cytochrome P450 72A397-like. Lineage: Eukaryota; Viridiplantae; Streptophyta; Magnoliopsida; Ericales; Ebenaceae. Bases 23 to 1570 code for a protein of 515 amino acids. Gene Ontology annotation, molecular function: iron ion binding; monooxygenase activity; oxidoreductase activity, acting on paired donors, with incorporation or reduction of molecular oxygen. The record is from RefSeq and is a predicted model, not a curated record. The transcript is spliced from 5 exons.
AGUCACAUCAUUGCCAUCAUCAAUGGGGAUCUCCUUGGCUCUAGUUGCUCUUCUGAUGAUGAUGGGAUGGGCAUGGAGUGUGGUGAACUGGAUCUGGUUGAAGCCCAGGCGAUUAGAGAGAACCUUGAGAGAGCAGGGCUUCCAUGGAAAUCCCUACAAGCUCUUUCAUGGAGACUCCAAGGAGAUGAUCACAAUCGAGAAAGAAGCUCAGUCCAAGCCCAUGGACAUUUCGAAUGACAUCAUAGCCAGAGCACUGCCUUUCCACCAUCUAUCCACCAACUGCUAUGGUAAAAAUUAUUUUAUGUGGAUUGGUCCUCUGGCAAAGAUAAACAUUGAGGAUCCCAAACUGAUAAGGGAAGUCUUGCUUAACCAUGAAGUGUUCCAGAAGCCAAUGAGCAACCCGCUUGGCAAGCUGCUCCUCAAAGGCCUUCUUGUCCAGGAAGGUCAGAGCUGGGCUACCCACAGAAGGAUUAUCAACUCAGCUUUCCAUCCUAGAAAAUUAAAGAACAUGGUACUAGCAAUGAACCAAAGUUGUAGGGAGAUGAUAAGAAAAUGGGAGGCAUUGGUGUCAACAAGUGGUGGAGCUUGUGAGUUGGAUGUGUGGCCUUAUUUCUCCAAUUUGGCAGCCGAUGUGAUCUCUCGAACAGCGUUUGGUAGUAACUACGAACAAGGAGAAAGAAUCUUUCGACUCCAAAGGGAGCAAGCCAUGCUUGCAUUCCAAGUUCUUCAAUCUGUUUAUAUCCCCGGAUCGAGGUUUCUGCCCACAAAGACGAACAGGAGGAUGAAAGAAAUCCAUGGGGAAGUGGGAGCUCUACUGAGAGACGUGAUCACCAAGAGAGAGAGAGCGAUCCAGGAAGGAGACGAUCAUGCAGAAGAUGAUUUGCUCGGAAUACUGUUGAAGACGAACUUGAAGGAAAUUCAGGAACAAGGAAACAAGAAGCAGAGUGGGCUGAGUAUCGAAGAGGUGAUCGAAGAGUGCAAAACGUUCUACUUUGCCGGCCAGGAGACCACCUCGGCUUUGAUCACCUGGGCGAUGGUGCUGCUCGCCAUUCAUCAGAACUGGCAAGCUCGUGCUAGACAAGAGGUUUUGGCUGUCUUUGGGGACGACGAACCACACUUCGAUGCCCUCAAUCAACUCAAACUUUUAACGAUGAUUCUGUACGAGGUUCUGAGGCUGUACUCAGUCGGGCCCGUGCUCAUUCGGACGACACAGAAAACGGCGAAACUCGGGGACUAUGUUCUUCCUCCGGGAGUCGUUAUCUCAAUCCCGAUCAUCGCAGUUCAUCACAAUCCAGAAUUCUGGGGCGACGAUGCGGCCGAGUUCAAGCCGGAGCGAUUCGGCGACGGCGUUCCGGAGGCGGCGAAGAGCCGCGGCACAUUCUUCCCGUUCAGCAGAGGCCCCAGGAUCUGCAUUGGCCAAAUGUUUGCUCUGAUGGAAGCAAAGCUGGCGAUGGCAAAGAUCCUAAGGCACUUUCUGUUCAAGCUUUCGCCUUCUUACGUCCAUGCGCCGUGCGUUCGUGCAGUGCUGCAGCCUCAGUAUGGUGCUCGCUUGAUCAUUGAGAAAAUCUAGAAUA